This is a messenger RNA of Formica exsecta, 2171 nucleotides long. RefSeq names its product protein Mpv17 (gene Mpv17). The record is from RefSeq and is a predicted model, not a curated record. Gene Ontology annotation, cellular component: cytoplasm; membrane. The transcript has 5 exons. The coding region runs from base 335 to 880 and encodes 181 amino acids. Lineage: Eukaryota; Metazoa; Arthropoda; Insecta; Hymenoptera; Formicidae.
UAAUCUAGGACUCUAGUCUAGAUAUACUAUGUCUAUGGUUGUAUUAUACUGUGAUUAUAGGUUUGUUCGCGUUGCUUGAAAUUCCCAAAAAGUUCUGCACUGAAAACGAGAUAAAUAUAUAUUCGGAUGUUGAAGAAAGUGAAGACGAACUGAGUGCAAAAAGUUCAAGCAACGCGAACAAACCUUAUAUUGUGGUCGAGUGUUGACAAGACGAUGCUCAACGGUUGUGUCUCCUGAACGCGCCUAUUGUAUUGGCCGUGUGGGCCAGGCUGUCUCAGGCCCGGUGCCAAUAAGUAGAAGAAGAAGAUAUAAUAUAUUACUGAAUGGUUUAAUUAUGCAAAAUAUACAAAAAUUAUACCAGAAAGCGCUAAAAAUGUAUCCUAUGGGUAUGCAGGCAGUGCAAGCUGGAAUAUUAAUGGGACUUGGUGAUCAAAUUGCACAGAAUUUUAUAGAUAAUUCGAAAACCAUUGAUUUGGUACGUACAAUGCAGUUUGCUGGGAUUGGUUUGUUUAUUAGUGGUCCAGCAACAAGAACUUGGUAUGGUAUUCUAGAUAAAUAUAUAGGUUCUAAAGGUUAUUCUGUUGCAAUAAAAAAGGUUGCGUGCGACCAAUUGUUAUUUGCACCUACAUUUAUAGCAGUUUUAUUAGUUACUAUUGGUAUUUGCCAAGGAAAAGAUAUUGAAAAAAUAAAAAUUAAAGUGCGAGAUGAAUAUAAUAACAUUUUAAUAAAUAAUUAUAAGCUUUGGCCUAUGGUACAACUUAUAAAUUUCUCUAUAGUACCUUUACAUUAUCAAGUUUUAGUUGUACAAUUAGUUGCUCUAUUUUGGAAUAGCUAUAUUUCAUACAAAACAAACUUGGACAAACAUAAUGAAUUUAGAUAAAUAUAAUUGAUUGACAAAUUCGUAAUUGUAAACAAGAUUAACAUAUAUGUAAUAAUUAAAAUAUUUCAUAUUAGUAAUAAUUAAAAAAAAUAUCCUGUAAAAAUAUUUGUUUAUAACUAUAAUUUUGUUGAUUAUAUCACAUUAUAUAAUUUUUUUAUAUGUACUGGUAUUAAAAAAAAAAAAGACGUAGCAAAAGUAAUGACAGACAUAACAAGAAAAAAGGAAAAAGAUAUAUAUAAUGCUAUAAAGAUAUAGUGUUAAUGCUUUAUUUAUAUAACAAUUUUUUUUUUUUUAAGUAAUCUCAAUUGUGAAAAUUAUAAGAGCAUGUGUAUGUGUGUGAUGUGUGUAUGCAACAUAAGUUAUAAACUAAAUUAUAUACAUAUAUUUUUUUAUUUCAUAACUUAUUAUAUUUAAUUUAUAUUCUCAAAACUAAUACUCUCUCUCUCUCUCUUUCUUCAGUGGGUUAGAAGUAUCAUAUCUUUAUACAAUUUGUAAAUAUAAGUACAUAUCUCUAUUAUAGUAUAUAUGUAUGUAGUAUAUAUGUAUUUCUUUAAUCAUACUUAUCAUCAUCUGAAAUCUUAAAUAAUGUUACUCAAAUAUUUGCAUUCUUUGAGCCUUGCCAAAUCAAUUAUGUUUAGAGUUUUAAUUACAAGAAAAGAUGAUAAUACUACUGUUCGAUUUAGUAUAUAUAUAAUAUUAUGCACACUAUUUAGGCUGCAUUCUGAUAUUCACUGCCAGUACUGAAAAUCUAUAGUUUGUCAUGUACACUAUAGAUUUUUAGUAUUGGCAGUGAAUAUCGGAACGCAGCCUUAGAAAUACUAUGUACACUAUCAUUUAAAAGUAUAUUGGAAGAUGGUUGUAUAACAACUAAUAACUACAAUACUUAAUAAUAACAUACUUUUUGGGUGCAUAAAUGAUCUUAUAUAAACAUUGAGUUAAAAUGUAGUUUUUGCAAACGUGUCUACAUAAAUAACUUUUAAUGGACUUGCUUAGUUGGAUGAAACAGAUUUGUAACAUAAUAAAAAGAUAAAAGCAAGACAUAGUUUCAUAAAAUUUUGCAACAGUUUUGAUAGCUGUAAUAUCAUCACUCUAUGUUUUCAUAUAUAAAAUAUCAAAUAAUAUAGUUUAUGCAUGCGUUUUUUAAAUAUAUUUUAUCUUAACAAAGGUAUCUGAAGAAAUAAAUUUCGUUUAUAUUAAUGGUAAAAUGUGAUAAUCAAAUGUAGCUUCAUGAUUAACUAUCAUUGAUUAUUAUGUAAAAUAAAAAAAUAAAUUUUGGAAUAAAAGAUUAUUA